Lytechinus variegatus (green sea urchin) is the source of this 567-nucleotide messenger RNA. Its product is annotated as cell wall protein DAN4-like. The coding region runs from base 1 to 567 and encodes 188 amino acids. The record is from RefSeq and is a predicted model, not a curated record. The transcript has a single exon. NCBI's taxonomy places the organism in Eukaryota, Metazoa, Echinodermata, Echinoidea, Temnopleuroida, Toxopneustidae.
AUGGCAACAACUACCACCACAACCAGCAACAGCUACCACCACACCCGGCAAAAGCUACCACCACACAUGGCAACAACUACCACCACAACCAGCAACAGCUACCACCACACCCGGCAAAAGCUACCACCACACAUGGCAACAACUACCACCACAACCAGCAACAGCUACCACCACACCGGCAAAAGCUACCACCACACAUGGCAACAACUACCACCACAACCAGCAACAGCUACCACCACACCCGGCAAAAGCUACCACCACACAUGGCAACAACUACCACCACACCCAGAAACAGCUACCACCACACCCGGCAACAGCUACCACCACACCUGGCAACAACUACCACCACACCCAGCAACAACUAUCACACCCAGCAACAACUACCACCACAUCUGGCAACAACUACCACUACACCCGGCAACAACUACCACACCCAGCAACAACUACCACCACACCCAGCAACAAGCUACCACCACACCUGGCAACAACUACCACCACAUCCGGCAACAACUACCACACCCAGCAACAACUACCACCACACCCGAUAACAACUUCAGUGCUCUGUGA